AUGGCGGCCGCGGCUCCGGCUGUCGGGGGAGGCAUUCGCGUCCAGGAAGUGAGCGAUGUGAACCGCGUCGAGCGGAUUGCGGCGCAUUCUCACAUUCGCGGUUUAGGACUCACAGACGCGUUGCAGCCGCGAAAAUUCUCGCAGGGAAUGGUCGGCCAGCCUGACGCUAGAAAAGCUGCUGGCCUCGUCUGCAAACUCGUCAAGGCCGGCCGCAUCGCAGGCCGCGCGGUGCUCCUCGCCGGUCAGCCUGGCAGCGGGAAGACCGCCAUCGCCAUGGCAGUUGCCAAGGAGCUCGGAGAAUCGACGCCGUUCACGCACAUCAGCGGCAGCGAAAUUUUCAGUUUGGAAAUGUCAAAGACGGAGGCGCUUACGCAGGCCUUUCGGCGGUCUAUAAACGUCCUCAUCAAGCAGGAGGCAGAAAUCAUUGAAGGAGAGGUCGUCGAAAUCGAAAUCAACAGGCAGACCAGUGCGAAGGCAGGUCAGCCGUCUGCGCGCACUGGCCGCAUGAUGCUCAAAACCACCGAGAUGGAGACGCUCUACGACCUCGGUGCCAAAAUGAUAGAUGCACUUACAAAGGAAGGCGUCACUGCCGGGGACGUCAUCACCAUCGACAAGAGCACAGGAAAGGUGACUCGCGUCGGACGAGGUUUUUCGCGAGCGAAGGACUACGACGCGGUCGGCCCUGCGACGCGCUUUGUCCAGUGUCCAGAAGGUGAACUCCAGAAGCGAAAGGAGGUAGUGCACUCCGUCACGCUCCACGAAAUCGACGUCAUCAACAGUCGAGCCCAGGGAUUCCUCGCUCUCUUCGCGGGAGACACUGGAGAGAUCAAGAGCGAAGUGCGCGAGCAAAUCGACCAGAAGGUGGCUGACUGGAGGGCCGAAGGCAAAGCUGAAGUCGUUCCGGGCGUAUUGUUCAUCGACGAAGUUCACAUGCUCGACAUCGAAUGUUUCUCGUUCCUCAACAGAGCUCUCGAGCACGAGACUUCCCCGAUUGUCAUCAUGGCUACGAAUCGCGGCAUCACCACCAUCCGGGGAACGGACUACAAGUCGCCUCACGGCAUUCCGCUCGAUCUUCUCGACAGAUCUCUGAUUAUUCCGACUCAGCCGUACGAAGAAAAGGACAUGCUGAAAAUCAUUGAGUUGCGCGCCGAAGAAGAAGACGUGGAACUGGAGGAGAGCGCGCGUCUGCUGCUCUGUAAAAUCGCUGCUGAGUGCUCGCUGCGUUACGCUCUGCACCUCAUCACCGUCGCGAAUCUCGUCUGUCGGAAACGACGAGGCUCGGUUGUCACUGUUCAAGACAUUCGCCGCGUUUACUCUCUAUUCAUCGACGUUAAGCGAUCGACGCAGUACCUCGUGGAAUAUCAACAAGAAUUCAUGUUUUCAGAGCUGCCUGGAGGCGCACCCUCUCAGUCGCCCUCACAGGCCGUGAGGAGCGCCGGGGCCGACAGGCAAGAAGGCCUGGAGAAGACGAAGGGAAGCGACGACGGUGAACGUUUGGACGCUGCAGACGACAGUGAAAUGGCUUAA
Molecule: messenger RNA, 1527 nt
Organism: Toxoplasma gondii ME49
Lineage: Eukaryota; Apicomplexa; Conoidasida; Eucoccidiorida; Sarcocystidae
Product: RuvB family 2 protein
Exons: 11
Coding region: 1-1527 (508 amino acids)
Biological process (GO): chromatin remodeling; regulation of transcription by RNA polymerase II; box C/D snoRNP assembly
Cellular component (GO): R2TP complex; NuA4 histone acetyltransferase complex; Ino80 complex
Molecular function (GO): ATP hydrolysis activity; DNA helicase activity; ATP binding
Source: RefSeq, a predicted model, not a curated record